Messenger RNA from Megalobrama amblycephala (Wuchang bream), 6563 nucleotides. Its product is annotated as protein NYNRIN-like. The record is from RefSeq and is a predicted model, not a curated record. The transcript has a single exon. The coding region runs from base 1 to 4098 and encodes 1365 amino acids. Gene Ontology annotation, molecular function: RNA-DNA hybrid ribonuclease activity; aspartic-type endopeptidase activity; nucleic acid binding. Gene Ontology annotation, biological process: proteolysis; DNA integration. NCBI's taxonomy places the organism in Eukaryota, Metazoa, Chordata, Actinopteri, Cypriniformes, Xenocyprididae.
AUGUAUAGCAGUAAGGGAUUUUUAAACAUGCCUGAAUAUCCCCUGCUAGUUGAAGGGACAAUGAUUUCAUUUUUGGUAGACUCAGGGGCGACCCGAUCUGUUUUGCGACCAUGUGACUUGCCAUGUGAACCAGCGCUAACAAACAAAACGCAUGGUUCUUUGUCUGUAUCAGGACAUUAUAUAACAGAACGGUUCACUGUGCCAUUAAAGUGUGAGACAGAAGGGGGCCACGUGCUGAAGCAUGCAUUUUUAACUUCAAAAACAUGCCCAGUACCCCUUCUGGGCCGAGAUUUAAUGUGCAAAUUAAAUUUGGUAAUGGUUGCAGAUCCCUCGGGCAUUGUAGUGAAAGAGGGUGAGCAAAUGUAUUUGAAAACAGAACCAAAAUGGGUUUACAAAUGGCACAUAACCGAAACUGAGUGGGCAAAAACAAUCUGUGAAUUGGGGAAAAAUAGAACACUGUCAUUUGGUACAGAUUUUAUGAUGCCUGACAAUUUGCAUUGCACGUCACAUGUCGUAACAGAACGAGAUCAAUUUUAUGAAAAACAAUGGUUUGAACAAAAAGAAGACACUUUGAAACUUGAUCAAAUGUUUUGGACUGAGAAAAUGUGUGCGAUUUCAGUAGGCUUAUCAGAAAAACAGCUUCCUCUCUAUUUGAUAGCAGGAGAGUGUGUGCCACACAUAUCAAUUUCAAAGAAAAACACACAGGCCUGGGGUGACAUGGGAAUGUUUGUGAAGCACUGUGUUGAAACAAAUGACUGGGAGAAGGUCGAUGAGACUUUAGAGUACAGUAAGAAAUUGAGGGCUUUUAAAUCUGAUUGCAAGCAUGAAAUUGAGGUGAAGCGAAUUUUAACCGCUGUUGACAAACACACAUAUGAAAAUGACUGUAUGACAAAUAUUUGUGCUUUGGACAUACACCCUGCGCUGGCAGAAGUGCCUGACGAGUUGUGGGCAAAGCACAAGUAUGAUGUGGGACUGAUUAAAGGAUGCGAACCGGUGAUAAUUACUCCCAAAUCUGAUUAUAGACCUUGCCAACCACAAUAUCCAUUAAAAACUGAGGCAAUUUUGGGCAUAGAACCAGUUUUUGAAUCAUUGUUAAAAGAAGGCGUAAUUGUUCCAUGUGACACCUCACCGGUGCGUACUCCCAUCUUUCCUGUGAAAAAGAUUAGAGAUAAGGGUCAGCCCACUGAAUGGCGUUUUGUGCAGGACCUGCAAGCUGUGAAUUCAGCUGUCAGAGCGAGAGCUGCUACAGUUCCAAAUCCCUACACAAUCUUGUCACAAAUUCCACAGAGCGCCACAUUCUUUUCAGUGGUAGAUUUGGCGAAUGCCUUCUUUAGCGUACCAGUGGACAAAGACAGUGCAUAUUGGUUUGCAUUUAAUUUUAAAGGGAAAGGGUAUACUUUCACAAGAUUGUGUCAGGGAUAUUGCGAAUCACCAACAAUUUACAAUGAAGCACUCAGACGAAGUCUUGAAAAUUUGACUCUGACACCUGGAUCAGCUUUGCUUCAAUAUGUUGACGAUAUUUUGAUUUGUGCAAAAGAUGAAACAACAUGUGUGAAAGACACUGUGACCUUGCUGCAACAUUUGGCACAGGAAGGUCACAAGGUCAGUAAACCUAAGCUACAAUUUGUAAAAAAACAAGUCACAUUUUUGGGUCAUAUAAUAUCUGCAAACAGUAAAUCACUGUCUGGAAAACGAGUGCAGGCAAUAACUGAGGUACCAAAACCAACCACAAAGAAACAAAUGUUGUCAUUUUUGGGGAUGUGCUCUUAUUGCAGAACAUUCAUUCCCAAUUAUGCGAUUCUUGAGCAACCCCUGAGAGCACUGACAACAGGGAAGGAAUUGAAGUCAUGUGAUAAGAUUAAUUGGACGGGGGAGGCUGAGAAGGCUUUUGCCGACAUGAAAGCGCAGCUCGCCACAGCCCCCACAUUAGGCCUACCUGUACCAACUAAACCAUUUGUCCAAAUGGUUGAUGAAAAAAAUGGGUUUAUGUCUUCUGUUCUUUUGCAGCUACAUGGAGACAGAAUGCGACCAGUGGGUUAUUUCUCUGGCAAAUUAGAUCCAGUAGCAGCAGGCCUGCCGCACUGUCUGAGGGCCGUGGCAGCUGCUGAACAGGCUGUGAUGGCCUCUAGAGAAUUUGUGGGGUAUUCUGACGUGACAUUAAUGGUUCCGCAUGCUGUUUCCAUGAUUUUGCAGGAACAGAAGACUUCACAUUUGUCAACAGCACGAUGGCUGAGAUAUCACACAAUUUUGCUGGAUAUGCCAAACAUCACAGUGAAGCGUUGCACAGUGCUGAAUCCUGCCACUCUCCUUCCAACAGAGGAGGAUGGGGAGGAACAUCACUGCUGUUUGACUGCACUCGAACAGAUAUGUACCCCACGCCCUGACCUUUCGGACACACUGCUCGAAAACAGUGAGCAUAUCCUGUUUGUGGAUGGCUCUGCGUUCAGAGAUCCACAGACAGGCCUGAACAAAGUUGGUUACGCGGUGACCACUGAAUUCGAAACAUUGACAUCUGGCACAUUGCCAUCAAAUUUUUCAGCUCAAGCGGCAGAGCUCGUAGCCCUGGCAGAAGCAUGCAAGCUCAUGGAGGGUAAAAGUGUAACGAUUUACACAGAUUCACGAUACGCGUUCGGGGUUGCGCAUGAUUUUGGGGCUUUAUGGAAACAUAGAAAUUUUUUGAAAUCUGAUGGCCGGCCAAUUCUAAAUGCUUCUCUUGUGUCUACUCUUUUAGACGCAAUUCUCUUGCCAAAACAACUUGCUAUCUGUAAAUGCGCAGCGCAUACUAACAACAAAGAUUUCAUUUCAACAGGAAACGCAAGAGCAGAUAUGGCUGCGAAGGCCGCGGCAGCACGGCAGUCAAAGGAACCAGAAUGCAUUUUAUUAUCUGAAACUAACACAAAUGCUUUGACUUCUUUACAGAGUAUGCAGGCGUUUGCUACAGUAGCGGAGAAGAACCUGUGGAGACGUUGUGGUUGCAAACUUGAGAAUGAUGUGUGGAUGAGUGUGGAUGGCAAGCCUUGUUUACCCCGACAUUUUUUCUCUCAUUAUGCUAAAUGCCUCCAUGGGCGUGACCAUGGAGGCAAAGGGGCUAUGGUAAGACAAAUGAAAGACAUGUGGUUCACGAAGGGCUUUACAGUGGUCGCUGAAAAUUUUUGCAACAGAUGCGUCAUCUGCAACACACACAAUGUGGCGAGAGGAGUGAAAAUGCCCCUAGCAUCUCAACCAGCAUCAGAAGGCCCAUUUGAGUAUCUCAUGAUGGAUUUCAUUGAAUUGAGUCCGUGUGAGGGAAAGAAAUACUGCCUGGUGAUGGUUGACAUGUGGUCAAAGUGGGUUGAAGUUUUCCCCACCUCCAAACAGGAUGCAGCAGCAGUGGCCAAAGCCCUGCUGACUGAAAUAAUUCCCAGAUGGGGAAUUCCAAGAAAGAUAAGUUCAGACAACGGAACACACUUUGUGAACGAGGCAAUAAAACAAGUGGGUCAGUUUUUGGGAAUAGAUAUGAGAACACAUUGCAGUUACCAUGCUUCUUCAGGGGGGGCAGUGGAACGUGAAAACGCAACAAUCAAAAACAAAUUGGCAAAAUGUUGUGAAGACACUGGUCUCACAUGGAUAAAAGCCUUGCCUAUUGUGUUAAUGUACAUGAGAAUGAGAAAAAGAACCAGAGUAAAUUUGAGCCCGUUUGAAAUUGUUUUUGGACGACCGCCAUUCAUGGGAAUGGAAGGGGGUAAACAACAGCUGCCAUCCACAGAUUUGUGUGAGCACAAUAUGCUGAAUUACUGCAAAGAAAUGUCUUCUCUGUUGUCUGAUGUCUGCGUGCAGGUGAAAGCUGCUCAGGGGAAACCGGCUGAGACUCCCUUGCACAACAUCAAGCCAGGAGAUUACGUGGUGAUAAGGGACCUGAGGAGGAAGAGCUGGAAGGCGAAAAGGUGGUUAGGACCAUUUGUCGUGCUUCUGACGACACACACCGCCGUCAAGGUAGCUGAGAGAGCGACGUGGGUGCAUGCGAGCCAUUGCAGAAAGGUCCCACCAGUGAUCGGGGAGGAGGAGCCGAGAGGAGAGGAGCAGGAGGCACACGUCUGUGCGGGUAGAGAUCAAAUAUAAACAUCAUUUGCCGUUAUCAUCUCAAGAGUAGAGACCCUGGCACAAAGUGGUGCUGAGCCAACCAGUUUUUUUUAAAGAAAAAGCACAUCAAAGACUAAUCUUCCUCACACGUUCUGGACGUACAACUGUGCGAUCCAUUUAGCCAACUGUAAAGAAUGGAGCAAGUGAGACCAUGGCACCGGUUUCAAGUGCCCGGAAUGUGUGGCAUAAAGGUAACCACGUGCAUACUGACUUUAUUCAGCUUGGUGAUGAGUAAACCAGCACCACAACAAGUGAAACCACCUGUUAUACCAGCAUUUGAACCUGACAUUCCCAGCUGGGAUGAAACAGUGUGGAUGGGAAAUGAAGGAGUAGGAAAAGGGGGAACAAAACCGGAAGUGGACAAGGCAAUGACAAAAUGCCAAGGGAACAAAGCCUGCACUCUGGCACUGCUGCAGAAACAGGAACUGAAGAUAAACACCAGCUGCUGGCUUUGUCUGCAAAUGUCUCACGCCUGGAAGACAGUACCAUUGACUGUUGCAACAAUAAAUGAGACUGACUGUCUGAUCCCAAAGCAGAUGACGGAGGUGCUUAGAGCUGCAGCAGACAUCGAGCAAGGGAAGAUUCCAACAAAACAUCCAACAUCUGCCUGCAAGAGAACACAACGGUAUAAUCACACAGACAUGUUGAUUCCACCAUUGAGAGUGAUGCAUGUUCAAGGAGAUGUGUGCGUGUGCUCACAGAGACUGAAGCUGAACGUGAACACAGGAUGGUCUGACUGCAGAGUCAGAAUUGACAUCAAGAAUUCAACGACAGGGAACUGCACAGCCGUAAUAGACGGUAUCACAACAGACUUUACCUGCCCGUUUAGCAAACCAGGUGACACUUCACCUGCGGCAGUUUGGGUUUGCGGUGACAGAGCAUAUCAUUUCAUGCCACAGAAAGACUGGACAGGUUGCUGUUACCCAGCCUUAAUGAAUGUGGGAACAUCUGUGUAUUUUCCGGAUAAUGAAAAAGGAGAAAAGACCAGACAGAAAAGAGAUAUUGUUUCUGAAAUAGGGACAUUGCCAAACCAUUACAAUGGUUAUGUCUUGUCAGAUCCGUGGACAACACCUGGGGCAAAUGUGGGCUGGUCUAUUUUUCUGGGGGUGGGAACAGCAGUAACGAUAAACAAAAUUAAUGGAUUAGCAUGGAGUGUGUUAGCUUUAGCCAAUAGCACCGAACAUGCCAUGACAAUGGUGAAUGAGGAAAUGAGACAGAUCAGAGAUGCAGUUAUUCAGAACAGACUGAUUUUAGACAUGCUCACGGCAGAAAAAGGAGGAGCUUGCAAAAUGUUGGGAAUGUCAUGUUGUUUUCACAUUCCAGAUUACAGUGACAACAUCACAAACAUCAUAAACCAUAUGAGAGCAGCUGUAAGGGAACCUGAGAAAGCUGAUGAUUCAUGGUUUGGGUGGAUAACAAAUCUGAGAGUUUGGGGACACUGGCUAUGUUACACUGUAUUGCCAAUUUUUGCAAUAGUGGUACUAGUAUUGCUAUGUUUACCAUGUAUUUUUCAGUGCACUUCCAGCAUAGUACAGAGAAUGGUGAAGACCAAUAUGUCUCAGCAAAUGGGUAAACUAACUGUUUAUGACGAUUACAAUGAGUGGAUGAGCGAAUUUGAUGAGAUGUUUAGCGAAGAGACACCUAAAACAAAUUAGGGGAUUUUUAUUUGUUUUUUUUUUUUAAUUAUUUUUUUUAUUUUUUUGUUUUUGUAUUGUUUUGUUUGUUUUUUAUUAUUAGGGAACCCAGAUAUCUAAAUGUUUCUUUAUUUACAAAUUUAAGAGAAUGAUCAUUUAUACAAAAAAUCAGAAAUGAAGAGUGUAAAUGUGAUGAGUGACUUAAAUUAGCUUGUUUUAUUAUUACUUUUUAUUACCUUUUAAAUACCUUUAUAAUUGUUAUUUUUUAUUUAUUUUUUUCUUAUUCUUAUUAUUAUUUUUUUUUAUAUCUACACAUUUUAAAUUUUCCUUGUGAGUUAUCAAAGAAUGAUAAAAGGGGGAAUUGUUGGGGAAAAUUUAAUCACAGAAAAAGAUUUUAUUUUUGAGUUCACACAGAAGUCAAUAUCUGUUUCAGCUAUGCAAAACACCUCUCUGAGCUCAACAGACAAAGCGUCUGGGGGUAACGAUGGGACAUCCAAACUGAGAGCUUUCCCGAACCAAGGGUGUCGGAUCAUUUAAAUAAGUUCUAAGACAGAAGGGGGACCAUUGUGUUUCUUGCUUUUUAAUUUAAAAUAGUCUGAGACAAAAGGGAAGGCCAUUUGUGGGCCAUUUGUGUGUGUGUUUGUUACCUACAUCCUGUAUGGAAAAGUACUGAGGAGAGUUGCUCAGACAUUUGGAGUAUAAAUGUUUGUGGGCUCCUUUGUGUCCUUAGUUCACACUCGGGGCAGACAUUGUAUGGUUGUGUCGACUGUGGACUCUUUCUUGCAAGAAAUAAAAUCUUUAUAAAGUGAA